This is a messenger RNA of Pecten maximus, 906 nucleotides long. Its product is annotated as 40S ribosomal protein S6-like. Gene Ontology annotation, molecular function: structural constituent of ribosome. The coding region runs from base 121 to 846 and encodes 241 amino acids. The record is from RefSeq and is a predicted model, not a curated record. Gene Ontology annotation, cellular component: ribosome. NCBI's taxonomy places the organism in Eukaryota, Metazoa, Mollusca, Bivalvia, Pectinida, Pectinidae. The transcript has 5 exons. Gene Ontology annotation, biological process: translation.
UACACUUUUUCUUCUCAGGUCCAGUUCUCAACAGGAAGUUACGUUCGGAACGUGAAAACCCGAGACCUCCUCGAUUGUCCUUUCUUCCGGUAUAUGCCAUACUGAUCGGCACCGAUCAGCAUGAAGCUGAAUAUAUCAUUUCCAGCCACUGGCUGUCAAAAACUGAUUGAAGUUGAUGAUGAGAGGAAGUUGCGUCCAUUUUACGACCGACGUAUUGCAACUGAAGUCUCUGCAGAACAUCUUGGAGAUGAAUGGAAGGGUUACAUCCUAAGAAUAACAGGAGGUAAUGACAAGCAGGGUUUCCCCAUGAAACAGGGAAUUCUCACAAAUGGCAGAGUGCGUCUUCUUUUGAGCAAAGGUCACUCUUGCUUCAGGCCCAGGAGAAGUGGUGAGAGGCGCAGGAAGUCUGUCAGAGGAUGCAUCGUAGACAGUAACCUCAGCGUUCUUUCUAUGGCAAUUGUCAAAAAAGGUGAGCAGGAUAUCCCAGGCUUGACCGAUACCAAUGUCCCCAGAAGGCUCGGACCAAAAAGGGCUAGCAAGAUCAGGAAGCUCUUUAACUUGACAAAGGAGGAUGAUGUACGCCAGUAUGUUGUCAGACGCCCACUUCCACAGAAAGAGGGAAAAAAGGCAAAAACAAAGGCCCCCAAGAUCCAGCGUCUUGUUACUCCAGUUGUUCUACAGCGCAAACGCCACAAGGUUGCUCUCAAAAGGAAAAGGGCAUCCAAGAAGCGUGAGGAUGCCGCUGAGUAUGCUAAGUUAUUGGCUAUGCGUAUGAAGGAGGCUAAGGAGAGGAAACGUAGCCGGUCCGGAAGUCGUACAUCAAUGUCUGCCUCCACUUCCAAGUAAAGAGACUUUUGGCUGUGGCUGUACAGUGAAGGUGCAAAAAAUAAAGCAAAAAAAAACCUG